CAGAAGACGUAAUUAGGAGCUGGCGUUAUAUACGUCAACAAAUAGAAUAAUAAUAAAUUGAAAUUGGGUGCAUAUUUCCAGUCUCGUUAUAUUGAAAAAUUUCAGUCUUGGUAAUUAAAAUUUUCCAAUAAAGUAUGUCGUCUACAAAGUUAGGCCGAACUUCUAGCAGUACGCGAACUAGGCCUGGAUCAUUAGGCAAUACUGCGCCUGGUACUACAAUGGGCACGACAGGAAGCGUUAUGGUGUGCAAGCCAACAAAACGAAUGAAAGAUCAAAAUGAAUAUUACACCACACAUGGAUUUGUAAUUAUCGGGAUGUUACCCUUCAUCCCCCGCCAUGAACGUGAAAUGGUUGAAAGAUGGAUGGCCAAGCUUGAAACUAUGAAUAAAAACGACGAAGAAAGACGCAUACGGAACGACUAUGUUUGGUUUUUGCUGGUUCAGCUGGAAAAUGGGGCUGUCACUUUACCUUUUGUACAACCUCCUCCUGAAGGACGAUUAGCUCCAGUCGCGAAGUCAGUUGACAAGGCCGUCUAUGAAGAAAUAUUGCAAGCAGCAAAUAAACGCGCUUCGCGAAUAGAAGACGAAGAAAUAAACAAACAACCAGAUGUGAAAACAGUCGAUUUUGAAGGCUUAGAAGAGGAGGAUCCUAGCAAGAUUAAGCCUGAGGAGUUUCUUAAUAAGCAACCAGUUCCGAAAUUUGGAUUCAUCGUUUACGGUAGCUGUUUUAGUGAUCAAAGUGUAGGUUAUAAGUAGAUUAAGUGAUUGCAUGAGCAAUGUAGGAUUAUUUUGUUAACAUAUCUUGGAAAAUAUAAUAAAUAUUGGUAAUAUCUGAA
Molecule: messenger RNA, 835 nt
Organism: Hermetia illucens (black soldier fly)
Lineage: Eukaryota; Metazoa; Arthropoda; Insecta; Diptera; Stratiomyidae
Exons: 3
Coding region: 135-755 (206 amino acids)
Source: RefSeq, a predicted model, not a curated record